AUGGAGAAAGACCGCCACACGAGAAGAUAUAGACAAACGCACAAUGCAAUCUAUAACGACGUGAGUAGCCAAGACUUGGAGAAUUGUUUAAUCGAUACACUUGAGGAGGAAAGCAGAAGUCUCGCUGAGAUUGUGACACAUAUAGUACGACCCCCUAAAGAUUUUGUAUGCCCCAUAACAGGUCAAAUUUUCAGUGAGCCUGUUACUCUUGAAACUGGACAGACUUAUGAAAGAAAAGCGAUUCAGGAAUGGUUGAAAAGAGGAAAUACAACUUGCCCCAUUACACGGCCGCCAUUGUUUUCAACUGUAAUGCCUAUGAAUUAUGUCUUGAAAAGAUUGAUUACGUCUUGGCAGGAACAGCAUCCUGAUCUUGCUCAGGAUUGUUCUUGGACUGGUACAUCAGUAGUAAGUACUGUCAGUUCUUCCUUCAAAAUGGCGAAUUCUCUGGCAUAUACUCCUUGCCGACCAUUUCACAUUCCUCUAAACAGUACGUACGAGUCUCUUAACCAAAAAGGCAAAAGAUUAAUGCAAGAAGCAAUAUCUUCAUCGCCGACCAGUGUAAUAUCCCAGGCCACAGUCGAGAAAAUCAUUAACAGUUUAAACCCUUUUGUCUCUUGUCUUUGUAAUUUCGAAAGCUUGAAACAAUGUGAGACAGCUGUGCUCGCUAUAGCAGGGUUCUGGAAGGACUCGAAAGGUGAUUUAGCGGUCCAUUCUUAUUUAUCCGAAUUGGCUGUUGUGAACGGCUUUGUGGAAGUACUGUUAAAUUCCCGUGACAGAGAAGGCCUCAGAACCUCGAUUUACGUUCUUUCGGAGCUUAUUUGUGCUGAUGGAAAUGUUGGAGAGUCCCUUAGUAGUCUAGAUUCUGAUUUUGAUUGCCUAGCUUCUUUGCUGACGAGUGGGUUGUCAGAGGCUUCUGUUCUUAUGUGCCUGCUAAGGCCUACAUUUACUCAGUUGUCAGCUCAUGACCUUAUACCUUCCCUAGCCCAGAUGAUCCAGAAGAAAAAUGAAGAAUUUGAUCAUCUUCCGUUUGUAAUAGAGCCAAAAAAUGCUGCUAUCGCAAUGCUCGAACAGAUUUUUAUGGGAGGGGAUGAAACUAGCCAGUCCAGGAAUGCUGAGAGGUUUACCUCUGCUGAAGGAAUCCCUGCAUUAGUCAAGUUUUUGGGUAGGGUAGAAGUGAGGAGGCCAAUACUUUCCAUACUUUUAUGUUGUAUGCAGGUCGACCAAGGUUGCAAGGACUCAAUAGUAGAGGAGAUUGAACUUGCUCCAGUUCUUGAGUUCCUUCAUUCUGGAAAUGAUGACGAUAGAGGCCUGUGUGUGGCUUUUCUGUCAGAGCUGGUUCAGAGGCACAGACGGACAAAAUGCAAUCAAAUUUUGCAGACAAUUAAAGAUGAAGGAGUAUUCAGUACGAUGCAUACACUUCUUACAUAUCUUCAAAUGGCUCCAAGUGAGCAACAGUCGGGCAUUGCUUCUCUUCUUCUCCAACUGGAUCUCCUGACUGAACCACGAAGAAUGAGCAUUUACCGAGAAGAAUCUAUAGAUGCACUGUUUGAAGCCUUUCGAAGAAAGGACAACUAUAAUUCUCAAAUUGCAGCUGUAGAUGCUUCAUUAUAUCUAUCUGGGCGAUUGACUUCCUCGGGGAAGUCCUACACAAAAGCGUGGUUGCUCAAACUUGCAGGAUUUGAUCAGCCUUACAAUGCUUUGAUGAAGGCCGAGGGACUGAGGAAGCCUGACUACGAAUUAUCAGACAGAGAGGAGGAAGAGAAGGCAGUCAGCGUAUGGGAGAAGAGGAUAGCACUUGUUCUUUGUAACUAUGAAAAAGGGUACAUUUUUGAAGUUAUGAAGGAAUGCCUGAAGAGUAAAUCAUUAGAGAUGGCAAAGUCCUGUCUUGUCAUUGUUUCCUGGCUCUGCCACAUGGUUUCGACGCUCCCAGAUACUGGGGUACAAGAGAUUGCUCGCAGGUCCUUGCUUGAUGAACUUGUAAACGUUCUCCAAUCUUCUAACAGCCUGGAGGAGAAGAUUUUAGCAUACCUUGUUUUGAAAACUUUCCUUAGUGACCCAGCUGCACUUGAGGAACUGGGACUUCAUGCAAGAUCCAUCAACAAAACGUUGAGAAAGCUUAGGAGAAGCUCUUUGGUGGUCAAUGAUAUAAUAAAAGCCUUGAUGAACGUGCCAUCCGUUGAUGCAACAGAGCUCUGGAGUUAUACGGAAGUUGGUGCACUAGAUUCCAGCUCAAAUGGAGAGGUUUUGUCCUUGGUUCAUCUGAAUGGGCGGGUCUUAAGCAGUCACUCGGACGGAACCAUCAAGGUUUGGGAUGCUGGAGAUAAAGUAUUGAAGUUGAUCCAAGAAGCACGCAAGCACACAAAAGCUGUAACAUGCCUGUGUCUUUCCUCUUCGGGCGACGCAUUAUACAGCGGUUCCUUAGACAAAACAAUCCGGGUAUGGACCGUCAAGUGUGAAAAAAUACAGUGCGUUCAAGUUCAUGAAGUGAAGGAGCCAAUCUAUGACAUGAAAGCCAACGCCAAUGUCGCAUGCUUUGUUUCUCAAGGAACUGGCGUUAAGGUGUACAACUUCUCUAGAGUUCCCAAGCAAAUAAAUUUCAAUAAAUACGUCAAGUCCCUGGCAUUAUCAGAAGAUAAACUUUAUUGCGGUUGCUCUGGUAACUGUAUACUGGAGGUGGAUUUGAAAACAUACACAUUCUAUGCUGGCGUAAGAAAGUUGUUAUGGUGUUACAACAUCUACUCCUUACACUUACACGGAGACCUGCUGUUUGCUGCCGAUUCAGCAGUGGAUGGAACUGCAGGCAAGACAUUUUCGCUGUCAAACAAGACAACAGUGGGAUCCUUUUCACCUGGAGUUGACAUCCAUCACAUGGUUGUAAGCACCGACUUGUUGUUUACAACCUCGAGAUUGGGCAUGAUUAUAGAGGUCUUGUCGAAAGAAAAGUAUACAAAAAUUGGUUCAGUUAAAUUAGGUAGUGCUAGUGGUAGCCACACAAAGAUUACAUACCUAACUAGAGAUGAUGAUAGAGGAUUGCUCUUUGUUGGAACCUCUAGCGAAAAGAUACAGGACGGAUAAACAGGUCCAAUUUUUCGAGAACGAUAUCAAGCUCAUUUGUGCUUCUUGUAGAGAGAUUUUCGUCCAGCAACCCAAUUUGCUUGAGUUUGAAGCAUUUGUGGUGACAUUCAAGGUAAACAAGUCCAGCUUUCCGAGAAUGAGAUCAAGCUUCUUUGUGCUUCUUUUAGAGAGAUUUUGUCCAACAACCCAAUUUGCUUGAGCUUGAAGCACCUAUCAAUAUUUGUGGUGACAUUGAGGGGCAGUUCACUCCUUUACUUUUUUAAUAUGGUAAACAGAUCCAGCUUUCCGAGAACGAGAUCAAGUUUCUUUGUGCUUCUCUCAUGAUAGAUUUUGUCCAACAACCCGAUUUGCUUGAGCUUGAAGCACCUAUGAAGAUUUGUAGUGACAUUCAUGGGCAGUUCACUCAUUCGUAAACAGGUCCAGCUUUCCGAGAACGAGAUCAAGCUUCUUUGUGUUUCUUCUAGAGAGAUUUUGUCCAACAACCCAAUUUGCUUGAGCUUGAAGCACCUAUCAAGAUUUGUGGUGACAUUCAUGGGCAGUUCACUCCUUUGUUAAGACUUUUUUAAUAUGGUAAACAGGCAGCUUUCUGAGAACGAGAUCAAGCUUCUUUGUGCUUCUUCCAUAGAGAAUUUGUCCAGCAGCCCAAUUUGCUUGAGCUUGAAACACCUGUCAAGAUGUGUGGUGACAUUCAUGGACAGUUGACUGAUUUGUUAAGACUUUUUUAAUAUAGGGGUUUCCAGUAAACAGGUCCAGCUUUCCGAGAACGAGGGCAGGCAAACAGGUCCAGCUUUUCGAGAACGAGAUCAAGCUUCUUUGUGUUUCUUCCAGAGAGAUUUUGUCCAACAACCCAAUUUGCUUGAGCUUGAAGCACCUAUCAAGAUUUGUGGUUGUUGUGCGCCGAAAGCGGAACAAAUGUACUCACAACACCAAAGUUACUCAAGACAUACAAUAUGACACUCAAAACUUGAUGAUUUCAACAGCAGAAAGAAUGGCAUUAUAUAGCCUUCUGCUAAACCUAAACAUAAACUAACAAGCCAAAAAAAGACCUUGAGAAUAGGUCUUGGUCCUAGAGAAUAGGGCUUAUGACAGUGUUCAACAAUCUCCACCUUGUCAUAAGAUCUCCAAGUUGAUAGCUAAUUUGGUUGCUACCAUGUCAACACACUACUCCCUUCCGACGUUGAUGAAAUCUAAACAAUGCCAGAACUUUUCACGAGUGAUAACCUUUGUCAACAUAUCAGCAGGGUUAUCAGCAGUUCCAAUUUUUAAUAACCGAAUAUCCCCUUUGCUAAUAAUUUCUCGAAUAAAGUGAAAACGGACAUCAA
Cucurbita pepo subsp. pepo (vegetable marrow) is the source of this 4397-nucleotide messenger RNA. Lineage: Eukaryota; Viridiplantae; Streptophyta; Magnoliopsida; Cucurbitales; Cucurbitaceae. The record is from RefSeq and is a predicted model, not a curated record.